AAGUUCUCAGUAAAGUAGCCCCACGCCGAUACAACGCUGCUUGUAUUUAUAUAUCCAUCUGGCUGUGCUGAGGUACAUUUCCAUGGCUGCAUUGCCAUCUUCUUCUCACUCUCUCUCUCGUUUCUCUCCCUGUUCUGUCUCUGUGCUUCUUCUACCAUGACGAAGAAGAUAGCUUCUGGGUUCUCAGAAAAACCCAACAGCCUCUCAGAUUAAGCCGUUUCAGUUGGUUUUCAUGCUUGCGAAGGCUACAAUCUUCGGGCUUAGCUAACCGGUGCAUCAUCUCCUCAAAACCUUUGUUCUGCUUUAACUGUAAGUCUGUAAUCAUGAUGGGUUAUUUCGUAAAUUUUGAUUUUCCAUUUUAAGAGUUUUCGUUGUUGAUUGGCGGCGAAUUCGCCUGGAAAGGGAUUAAAGGUCUUAAACAUGGCGAUGAGCAAGUUGAAGCUGGGGGUGGAUGUGGUCAGCGCACACGACCUUGUGCCGAAAGACGGCCAGGGCUCAUCCAGCGCAUUUGUGGAGGUUCACUUCGAUGGUCAGAGGUUUCGUACCACGAUCAAAGAGAAGGAUCUAAGCCCUGUUUGGAAUGAGAGCUUCUACUUCAACAUCUCCGACCCAUCCACCCUCCCCCAUCUCACACUUGAUGCUUAUAUCUACAGUAGCAUCCAAGCCACCCACUCGAGGUCCUUCCUUGGCAAGGUUUCCAUCAAUGGCACAUCGUUUGUUCCAUACUCGGAUGCUGUUAUCUUGCACUAUCCACUGGAGAAGCGCGGGAUCUUCUCGCGUGUCAGAGGAGAGCUUGGCCUUAAGGUCUAUAUUACAGAUGAUCCAUCCAUUAAGUCCUCUAGCCCUCUCCCUGCAGCCGAGGAUGCUCAAGCACAUAACCAACCAGUUCCAAGUCCUGUGCCAAGUGCUUUCUCGAAUAUCAAAAAAGAUCGGUCGAGGCAUACCUUCCAUCAUCUUCCUAAUUCUGGUCACCACCACCACCAGCACCAGCCGCCUCUUGCUCCUGCCGUUGCAGGACCCCAUCAUGAGACCAAGUACGGGGUUGAUGAGAUGAGAGCUGAAGCGCAGCCUCCAAAACUCGUCAGAAUGUACUCUACUUCGUCGACUCAACCAGUUGAGUUUGCACUUAAAGAGACGAGCCCAUUCCUUGGAGGAGGUCGCGUUGUUGGGGGCCGUGUACUUCGAACAGACAAGGCUGCAUCAUCGACUUACGACCUGGUUGAGCAGAUGCACUUCCUCUUUGUAAGGGUUGUCAAGGCGCGGGAUCUUCCUGCCAUGGAUGUCACUGGAAGUCUCGACCCAUUCGUCGAGGUGAGAAUCGGGAACUACAAAGGGAUUACAAAGCACAUUGAGAAGCAGCAAAAUCCGAUGUGGAAUGUGGUCUUUGCCUUCUCGAAAGAACGGAUGCAAGCAUCUCUGCUGGAAGUUGUGGUUAAGGACAAGGAUCUGGUUAAGGAUGACUUUGUUGGGCUUGUAAGGUUUGAUCUCAAUGAGGUGCCUAUGCGGGUGCCACCAGAUAGCCCGCUGGCUCCAGAGUGGUACCGACUCGAGGAUAAGAAGGGAGAAAAGAUCAACAAGGGUGAGCUGAUGCUGGCUGUUUGGGUAGGCACUCAGGCAGAUGAGGCCUUUCCUGAUGCAUGGCAUUCUGAUGCAGCUGACAGCUUGGCGGCUGCCAGUACAUUCAUACGUUCCAAGGUUUACCAUGCUCCGCGAUUGUGGUAUGUUCGUGUUAAUGUUGUGGAGGCACAGGACUUGGUACCCACAGAGAAAAGCCGCUUCCCUGAGGUGUAUGUGAAGGCGCAGAUAGGCAGCAACCAGGCCAUGAGAACGAAAGUUGUUCAAGCCCGGACGUUCAAUCCAGUCUGGAACGAGGAUCUCUUGUUUGUUGCCGCUGAACCCUUUGAAGAUCACCUUGUGCUUACAGUUGAGGACCGCGUGGGUCCUGGGAAAGAUGAGAUCAUUGGCAGGGUCAUCAUACCCUUGAGCAUUGUGGAGAGGCGUGCUGAUGACCGGAUCAUCCAUUCCCGUUGGUUUAACCUGGAAAAGCCGGUUGCUGUGGAUAUGGAUCAGCUGAAGAAAGACAAGUUCGCGAGCAAGCUUCACCUCAGGGUCUGUCUAGAUGGGGGCUACCAUGUGCUCGACGAGUCGACCCACUACAGUAGCGAUCUCAGGCCCACUGCAAAACAGCUCUGGAAACCGUCGAUUGGGGUCUUAGAGCUUGGCAUCUUGAAAGCUGUCGGGCUACACCCUAUGAAGACAAGGGACGGGCGGGGAACCUCAGACACUUACUGUGUAGCAAAGUACGGCCACAAAUGGGUCCGGACGCGCACCAUUGUGGACAAUCUCUCUCCCAAAUACAACGAGCAGGACACUUGGGAGGUUUUUGAUCCGGCAACAGUUCUCACUGUUGGUGUCUUCGACAAUAGCAGCAGCUCAAACGGUGGCAGCAGCAGCAAGGACUUGAAGAUUGGCAAAGUUCGUAUUCGCAUAUCAACGCUUGAAACAGGGCGCGUUUACACGCACGCUUACCCUCUGCUGGUUCUUCACCCGCCAAAUGGUGUCAAGAAGAUGGGGGAGCUGCACUUGGCAAUUCGAUUCUCCUGCACAUCCUUUGCAAACAUGCUCUACGUAUACUCGCGCCCCCUGUUACCCAAAAUGCAUUACGUGAGGCCUUUCAGUGUGGUGCAGCUGGACAUGCUCCGGCACCAUGCCGUCACCAUAGUGGCUGCUCGGCUAGCUCGAGCAGAGCCACCGCUUGGCAAGGAGGUGGUGGAGUACAUGUCUGACGUCGACUCUCACCUCUGGAGCAUGCGAAAGAGCAAAGCCAAUUUCUUCAGGCUAAUGUCGGUCUUGUCUGGGCUGUUUGCUGUUGGGCAAUGGUUUGCGGGCAUUUGCAUGUGGAGAAACCCUGUCACAACAGUCCUUGUUCAUGUACUCUACAUCAUGCUCGUUUGCUUCCCUGAACUGAUUCUUCCCACAUCCUUGCUUUACAUGUUUCUUAUUGGGCUAUGGAACUUCCGGUACCGGCCGAGGUGCCCUCCCCACAUGAACACUAAGAUCUCACAAGCAGAGGCUGUACACCCCGACGAGCUGGACGAAGAGUUUGAUUCAUUUCCAACCUGUCGCAGCCCUGAGCUGGUGAGAUUGAGAUAUGAUCGACUCCGAAGUGUGGCUGGCAGGAUUCAGACAGUUGUUGGUGAUAUUGCUACUCAGGGUGAGCGAUGCCAGUCGCUGUUAAGCUGGCGAGAUCCACGCGCCACCGCCAUCUUCCUCACCUUCUGCCUUGUCGCUGCCAUACUCUUGUAUGUCACUCCUUUCCAGGUGGUGGCGGCUUUGGCAGGGAUUUACAUCAUGAGGCAUCCCAGGUUUCGCCGUCGCCUCCCCUCCGCGCCCAUCAACUUCUUCCGCCGGCUGCCUGCCAGGCCCGACAGUAUGCUGUAAUUAAGCCUUUCUUGGACUUGGGCUUACUGAAUUAAUCAUCCAAUGUUGAUGUAAUAUGCCUCAAUAUCUGCAUAAACUGAGGAUGCUGAUGUAGCUGCAAAGUGCCUGCAGGGGGCCCCAAGGCAUGAGGUGGAAUAUUCAGAAUGAAAGAUGAGCUGGAAUGGAUGUUAGACAUGCCACGUUUUCUGGUUUUGACCUGGUUUUUAGGUUUCUGUUAUUGAAUCUUAGUUGUUGUUAUUUUUAGCUAAUGUAAUCUCAGUUCAUGAGAUCAUGGGUAGUUUAUUUUUUAUCUAAUGUAAUCUCAGUUUAUGGGAUCAUCGGUAGUUUUUUUU
This is a messenger RNA of Diospyros lotus (date-plum), 3773 nucleotides long. Its product is annotated as FT-interacting protein 3. The record is from RefSeq and is a predicted model, not a curated record. NCBI's taxonomy places the organism in Eukaryota, Viridiplantae, Streptophyta, Magnoliopsida, Ericales, Ebenaceae. The transcript is spliced from 2 exons. The coding region runs from base 421 to 3441 and encodes 1006 amino acids.